Molecule: messenger RNA, 582 nt
Organism: Necator americanus (New World hookworm)
Lineage: Eukaryota; Metazoa; Nematoda; Chromadorea; Rhabditida; Ancylostomatidae
Exons: 5
Coding region: 1-582 (193 amino acids)
Source: RefSeq, a predicted model, not a curated record
AUGCUAAUUGUUUCAUCGACGAAGAAAGUUCCUUUUAGCGAUUUUAACGGAUUUGUUAAGGCCCUUGAAGAGGGUUCUUAUCGAUUCCUUACACCAUCACAUGAUUGGAUACCGGAAUGUCCUGGUGCAUACACGGCCGUUUCGUGUGUGGAACUUUUCGAUAGAAUUUUUAAGAAGUAUCCGCCGGUUAAGGGUGGCAUAUCGCAACUUGCUAAUGAAUCUUUUGUGCGAAAGCAAAAAUCUCCUCUCGUAAGCGUACAGUGGUACGAAGAGUCGCGUAUUGGUGGAAAGUAUAGCGUUUGGACGCAAAAAACGUUCAGAUCGAAUAUUUGGGUUAUUGCUGACUUCAUUGUUUCUCCAGCUUCAUUUAUUUUGGCCACGAAUUUCAGCUAUCUCAACGAGCUCAACAAGGGAAUUAUUGAACUGCUUCCCGCAUUCAAGGAGUCUUGUAGGCCGCCGAAACGGCAAAAGACUAGUAUGGCGAUGUGUACCUACAAAACACGUACGCUUGCAUUAGAAACGGCUACUAAAGAUCUGAUAAUAGAGUUGAUGGAGUUGGUGUCUUCAUCAACACCACCAUAG